UACACGGAAAUUACGUUGAUCCGCUGCUGCGUCAACGUGCCAAGGUUAGUGAAGACUAGUGAACUAAAGUAACGUCAUUAUCAAAAUAUUAGAGAGAUAAGCACCACACGGACUUUAUUUUCCUAACAAACGUAACAGGUGCAGCACCUGGGAGCCAAAGCGGUGUGCUGUCAUGUGGCCUCUAGUUUGGACAGCGGUACGGACCUAUGCCCCUUAUGUCACCUUCCCUGUGGCCUUUGUGGUGGGAGCAGUGGGCUACCACCUGGAGUGGUUUGUCAGGGGGACCCCUAAACCUCGAGAGGAGAAGGGCAUCCUGGAGCUGAGGGAGGAGAGAAAGCUGCAGGAACAAGUGGGCAUGGACAGCACCCAGGUGCUUAGCCUGAAAGAGAAACUGGAGUUCACACCUAGAGCAGCUCUGAACAGGAACCGCCCUGAAAAGAGCUAACCCGUGUUGGUGGGAGAGACUCGCGGUUGCCCUUUCUCAGCAGGAGAAUAGUGCAUUGGGAGCAAAGGGGUGAACCAGAAGGCAAAAACACCCAUUCUUCCCAUUCACCUCAGACAUACCCUCACUGCUGGCCACCCAAAAGCAUCAGCUUGCCUGUGUAAAUAUCAGACACUAGCUAGCUAGAGGGUAAUGAAAAACAUACUUUGUCUUUUAUCAAGUCAAAUAUAGCUUAUAUGUGCUGUAUGUGAUUUGUUGACCUCCCCUUGAUGUUGCACUUGCAUUGAUUGAUAACUAAAGCAAGACACUGCUUUGAACUGAUGUCAGGGUUUGAUGGGAAUUGGUCGUUUUCUGUUUUAUUUAAAUCUAGUUGUGGAACUAUGACACACAUUUUAUUAUGUCUUAUAUCUUUGCUGUUAAAUCACAAAAAUGUUGCAUUUCUUGCAACAACAAAAAAAAUUGAAUCAUGGUGCAAGCCUGUCGUAAAGUGUUUCUCCUUUUAAUCUUUUCUGUAUGUUGAGAACGGACUUCUGGUGACGGUGAACAUAAAAGCGGGGGAAGAAAGGCAGUUCUUUGUUGUAGUUCUUUUUAUCUCCUGUAACCUUUGAUGGUAUGUGACAAAAAUAAGUUAGCAGUGUGGGAGGUCUCUCAGGAAGUUUAAGCUGCUUAGUCCUCUUGUCUGGAACAUUUACACAACACUUUAAUUUUAGAAAGUCUGGAUGGAUUGCACACUAAAAGUUUUAUGUAUGUUACUGAAAAAUUUGAUAAAUAAAGGAAAUUUGCUGAAAGUG
Siniperca chuatsi (mandarin fish) is the source of this 1233-nucleotide messenger RNA. It is a transcript of the gene smim12, whose product is annotated as small integral membrane protein 12. The record is from RefSeq and is a predicted model, not a curated record. The coding region runs from base 173 to 445 and encodes 90 amino acids. The transcript is spliced from 2 exons. Lineage: Eukaryota; Metazoa; Chordata; Actinopteri; Centrarchiformes; Sinipercidae.